GUUCCCGAGAAGGCCCAGGAGGCUGAGCCAGUGCUGCCCUGUGAGCUCCCUCCCAGCAGGAGCCUCUGCAGGACCCCCGACUCGUCAGCAGCUGGGAAGGGUGCAGCCCUGCAGCUCACUGCAUGCAUCCCAGGCUGGAGAACACAAACGUACCUUCAGUGUUGGUGUCAUUUGAAGAUGUGGCUGUGGAAUUUACCCCAGAGGAAUGGCAGAAUAUGGACAAUACUCAGCGGACCUUGUACAGAGAGGUGAUGCUUGAGACCUAUAACAAUCUGCUGUCUGUGGGGUACCACAUGACAAAGCCUACUGUGAUCCUCAAGUUGGAGCAAGAAUCAGCACCACAGACAGUGGAAAAAUCUGUCUACCAGGGACUUCCAGAUCCCUACAGAAAGAAUGAGCUGCUUGGAGCUAAUCAGAAAAGUCAAGAAAUAAUCUUCAGGCAAGUUGUAAUCACCAAAAUUAUAUAAUAAUUCCCAAGAGAG
This is a messenger RNA of Ochotona princeps (American pika), 482 nucleotides long. Its product is annotated as zinc finger protein 334-like. Bases 123 to 467 code for a protein of 114 amino acids. Gene Ontology annotation, biological process: regulation of DNA-templated transcription. The transcript is spliced from 5 exons. Lineage: Eukaryota; Metazoa; Chordata; Mammalia; Lagomorpha; Ochotonidae. The record is from RefSeq and is a predicted model, not a curated record.